Messenger RNA from Drosophila grimshawi, 2345 nucleotides. RefSeq lists its product as uncharacterized. Lineage: Eukaryota; Metazoa; Arthropoda; Insecta; Diptera; Drosophilidae. The record is from RefSeq and is a predicted model, not a curated record. Bases 436 to 2097 code for a protein of 553 amino acids. The transcript is spliced from 5 exons.
UCGCCGAGGAGCCACCUCCAAUCCAAAUACAGCGUCUCCCGCCCCAAACAGACCCAAGUGAACAGCGCAGAAAGAAAGUCGACGCGACUCGCGCGUUUCGUUGUUUCGAGUGAAAUCAGUGUGUGUGUGUGUGUGUUUGUCUUAUGUUUUGUGGUUUGUUUAAACGAAAUACACACAGCCAGAUGCAAAGCCCAAAGAGCCAAAAAUAAAGGCAAACGAAAACAAAAAGCUAAACGAUUCGAAGAAGUGUUGUGACCGUUGCCAAUUGCAAGUGUUUUCAGUGAGGAAAGUUGUGCAAAUAAAUAAUAAAAAAAAGUACAAAUAAAUCCAAAAACAAGCUCCACAUUCAUAGGCAACUCUUAUUCGCUUACAAGCAGGACAGCUAAUCAAAAGACCAGCCCUUGGACAGACCAAGACCAACAACAUAAUUCAAAUAUGAAGUUACUCGGUUUGUGCCUGUUGCUGCUGCUUGCUGGUGCUUGCCACGCCUAUCCCGCAGAAGACAAAUCGCUGUCACUGGAGGACACCGACUUGGACAACGAGCAGGGGGAGAGCGUUAAGGAAUCACAGAUUGCCAAACGCUCCGGCAGCUUUGACUAUGUGGCGCAUCUGAAGUCCGGCCUGCUGUCCAGCAUUGGACAGGCAUCCGCCUCCAUUGCCUCAGGCAGCUCCGGCGGCAGCAGUGGCGGCGAUAGCUACAAAUCCCAUGAAGUGCAUGUACAUGGCAAUUCGGUGGAAUAUGAUCCCUGGUCGUUCAAAAAAUCCGUGCUGAACACCAUCUUCCAGGCGGUGAAGGCGAUCACGGGCGGAGUGACGGCACUGAAGGGUCAGCUCAUCAAGGGCAGCGGUUAUGCGUUGAGUGCCGGUGGCAAUCUGGUUGCUGCCGGUGGGGACAAGGUCACCGAUGUUGGUAAAUCCAUUAUCAAUUCGGCGCAUAUCAAUUCGCAUACAUAUGCCACUGGUCACUCCAGCGGCAGCGUUACAUAUGUCCAUCCAUUUGCCAAAUUGAGCUCGCUAUCGGGCGCCUCCUCGUCCGGCAGCAGUGGCAACAAGCAUUCCGCAUCGGCGCCAGGUCCCGCGCUCCACACAGAGACAAUCACAACCUAUGAGAUACCGACGGGCCAUUCCAACUACGGGCCGCCAUCGAAGCCACCAACGUAUAGCAGUGCCACACAUCAAUAUCUACCACCGGCUGGCUCCAACUAUGGGGGUGGUGGUGGCGGGGGUGGUGCGCCGUUUAGCCUCAACCAUGCGGCAUUUGAGGCGCCACAAAGCAACUAUCUGCCAUCACCCUACGGACAAGAUGCCAUCAGAGAUGAUUUUAGCAACAACUAUGGACGCCACACGAAACUCUCGGAUGACGAGGCACGGCGAGCGGCACUGCAGCUGCAGGAGAUCCUCAGCAUGCUGCCCAAUGGCAAGACGGAAUAUACUGCCUCCAAGACAGUGGCACUGGACACAAGUAAUGCUCCGCCCACUGGCUCCAAUGUGGAGCAAGCGGACCUGUACAAUAGUUAUGGCGUGCCGCUGCCCCAUAAUCUGGGCACACUGGAGUCGCUGUCGCACACGGAGUCGAUUACAGCUGCGUAUGCACCGCCAAGUCAAGGAGCCGCCGACAUCUAUCAUCAGAUGGCCAAAAAGCCACAGACCCCAGAGGAGGCAUACAUCCAGAAGCAUCCCAACGAGGGUUACGACUAUCAGCCACAUCCGGCAUCGGGACCAGCUGCACCACCCGCACCCACCAAUGAAUACCGCGUAGAGAACUAUCAUGCCAGCAAGAGUAAUGCUUUGAAGGAUCUGUCACCCAUCAUUGCCGCUCUGGAGGUGGCCAAGCGCAAGGGUCCCGGUAGUAGCAAUGGUCCCGUCACCUACGCCAUUGAGAAACAGGUGCACAAGACGACGCCGUUCCAGUAUCUGCCGCCGGUAGUGCAAAAAACCAAGUAUGUGUAUAGCGCACCUCCGCCAAGGAACAGCUAUAGCGGUGGCUACAAGGUGCGACGUCAUGUGGGCGCCAAGCGAACCUCAAGCACCCAUUCGCGGGCGCAGGACUACGAGAUACAGGAUCCGCUCAUGUUCAAUCGCCUGCUGUACGUGUAGGCCGGUGCGGGGUGGGACCGGUUGCAAUAUACGAUGUAACCCACUAGUUAUAGUCCUCUAAGUCAUAUGCAGCAUUUAUCUAUAGUUCGUCUUAACCUAAUUUAUAUGUCUUAUAUCUCAAUUGCUAUCUGAUCAUUAUUUGUUGAACUCUCGAACGAUGGAGAAAUGGAGAGGCAAUAAACGAGUUGCAAGAACAAACCAAACCGCACAGCAUGCAUCCAUAUAUACUACAGCACCCCAGCUCUCUC